GGAUCCUACAUAACCACAGCACUAAAGAUCCCUGUGUUGAACUCGCCUUCUACCGCGGAUAAAAUUGCAGCAUUGGCGGUCUCCACACAGGGCCGAAACAGACGCCAGCCAUGUUUCCCUGUUUGCAGGGCCUUAGCACGGCUAUUUUAUUAUGCGUGCUCAUGAAUCAUGGAGUUUCGUCCCGAGACGUUGCCAUUCACCCCGAUACUGCUGACUUAGCGGAUUUUGUGCAAGAGUUUCAAUGGAGUUUGAGCGAGCUCGAGAUCGAAACGGUUGGUCUUUGUCCAAGCCGACCACUCCCUUCUUCAAGCGACCAAGAAGUUGAGGAUGUUGCGUACGACCUAUCGUCCACGAGUGCUACGAUAAACACCACUGUGGAAUCGCUUUUUCCUAAUGGUUUUCCUGAAGAUUUUGUUUUAUUCGCCACUGUGAAAGUGGAUCCUGACAACACAGCAGACUUGUUCACGAUAAUGGACACCGAGCAAAGUCUAUCUUUUAGUUUGAGCCCUUUGGAGUUUGAAUACAGGCGACGAGGGAAGGCCCCAUUUCGAGUGAGAUUGAACCAAAGCCUAGCUGAUGGGGCGUGGCACAGAGUGGCCAUAGCAGUUAGAAAGAAACACGUGACGCUGUCUUUAGAUUGUGCCGAGCCCAGAGGACAUGUAAGAAGGCCCAGGGGAUUUAGACCUAGUUUUGGUCGAGACAGUGUUGUUCGACUGGAGGAGCAAUUCCAGGGAUCUUUACAACAGCUCAUAGUAGCCCCAGAUGUGUUCAGAGUUCUUUCUUACUGCAAAAUGUUUACUACCGAUUGUGACAAACCUCUGCCAUACGCGCCUUUCCUCAGUGGUGCUGCCCAAGAGCGCCGUGACAGUAACGUGCAGAUCAUCAACAACGUCAGAUAUAUCAAAGGCGAGAGAGGAAUUCCCGGACCUCCGGGUCCUACGGGACCGCAAGGGGCGUUUGGUCAAAAAGGUUACAGUGGGCCUAGAGGUGAUCAGGGAGCAAAGGGACCUCCGGGAUCUCCCGGUACAGCUGGACCCCCCGGCCCUCCAGGGCCCCCUGGUGACGGAAUCUAUGUCAGAUGGAAUAGACUUCAAGGAUCGAAUGAAAAGGGCCCAGGCCCCGUAGCGGGCGGUCUUGUAGUCGAGCCCCCCGCAGUGCCGGGAGAGCCAGGCCCACGGGGACAGCGAGGAGCACGUGGACAACCGGGACGUCCAGGGAACCCCGGUGAGAAGGGAUCCCAGGGAGAUCCAGGAGCCCCGGGCUUACCUGGUAACCAAGGCAACCGAGGUCCACCUGGUAGACCGGGAAAACCGGGUCCCCAAGGACCGGACGGACCAAGAGGUACCCCCGGAGUUAUGGGAGAAAAGGGAGACAGAGGAAUUGAAGGAAUGGCGGGAAUGACGGGCCACAAAGGACCACGGGGUCUACCAGGCAUGCGAGGAGAAAAAGGCGACAAAGGUGAAGCUGGUGAAAGAGGCGAUGGUGGCACACCAGGGCAAGCUGGAAUGCAAGGUGAACGGGGACCCCAAGGAGAACCAGGAGAACGGGGACCGCCAGGGCCGAGAGGAUUGCAGGGAGGUACAGGAGAGCGAGGUCCACCAGGACCCUCUGGAUCACCGGGUCCCCCAGGUGCUAUAGGAAUUCAAGGUGUGCAAGGCAUGAGAGGACCCUCGGGACCUCCUGGUAUUCCAGGUCCCCCAGGGCCUAUGGGACCUAAGGGUGAGGCUGGAAAAGUUGGUAUGCCUGGUUUCCCAGGUACUGAUGGUGUGCCAGGAUACCCUGGCAUUGAAGGACCGCCUGGACCCAAAGGCGACAGAGGUGCACCAGGAGUUAGAGGACCACAAGGCUACCCAGGCCUCCCUGGGCCAAAGGGGAGCAGAGGAAAACGAGGUCCAGAAGGAGAGAAGGGUGAAGAGGGACUAGCUGGAUUUCCUGGUGCAAAAGGUGAUGAGGGGCCAAAAGGAGAAGAUGGUGCCUCAGGAGGAGUUGGUGUGCCAGGAGGUGAAGGACCUGAAGGGCCAAAGGGUCGCAGUGGUAUCCCAGGACCUUCAGGCCCCCCUGGACCUACAGGAGUAAAGGGAGAGAAAGGACCACAGGGAAUGCCUGGGUACCCUGGUGAACCAGGAGAAAAGGGUAAUACGGGUGCAACAGGGGCAAGAGGACGAGAUGGAUCAAAGGGAGUCAGGGGGGAUCCUGGACAACCGGGGCCGCAAGGAGGAAGAGGAUCAAGGGGUCCACGUGGUGCGCGGGGAUCCCCCGGAACUCCUGGAACCAACGGGGCAAAGGGUGCUGCUGGUGAGCCUGGAGUACCUGGUGACCGCGGAAACCCGGGACCUCCGGGACCUCAAGGGGACCGAGGACAGGCAGGACCUCGUGGAUCGAUGGGUAUUCCAGGAAAAGCGGGCCUUCCAGGAUUUCCUGGACCUCGUGGAGAAACGGGACCUCAAGGAAAAAUAGGGCCGCCAGGAUCCCCCGGAAUACCAGGUGGACGGGGUCCUGCAGGUGAAAGGGGAAGCUCAGGAUCUAAAGGAGAACGUGGCCGACCGGGACCCCAAGGAUCCACAGGAGACCCAGGGGAGCCUGGCAAGGAUGGUUCAAAGGGAGAGCCUGGUAAAUCAGGCGCGGACGGUAAGGACGGUGCACAGGGUCAGCCAGGAACACCAGGGCCGAAAGGUGCCAUGGGACCGCCAGGACCCGCUGGACUCAAAGGAGUAGAAGGACCGAUCGGUCCACCAGGAGCACAGGGGCCUCAAGGAAUGCGCGGACCACCCGGACAACCUGGACCCCAGGGUCCUAUAGGGAGGCCAGGUCGCCAAGGACCUCAAGGACCAGCUGGAGAGAAAGGCAGUAGGGGAGAAGAAGGAGCUCGUGGAGAGCCUGGACCCGAGGGGAAAGCUGGACUUCCGGGUAAACCUGGUGAGGAAGGACCAGCAGGCCCCCCUGGAGAGGAGGGUGAGAAGGGUGACCAAGGAACGUCAGGCAUACCAGGGAAGAAAGGAGGACAAGGACCAAAGGGACCUCCAGGCCCCGCCGGACAAACUGGCCUACCGGGAAAAACUGGACCGCCUGGCCCACCCGGUGAGAUUGGACCCCAAGGGGCCACUGGUCCAAGGGGUGAGAAAGGGAGCGACGGAGGACGCGGACCACCCGGGCCUAGUGGAUCUCCGGGAGUUCCGGGCGUUCCUGGACCCAGAGGACUGAAAGGUGAAAGAGGACCCGGUGGUCCACAGGGAUCUACAGGAUUACCAGGUCCUCGCGGCCCACCAGGACCGGCGGGAGCUAAGGGAGACCAAGGUGAACCUGGUGAAACCGGUACUGAUGGGCGACCUGGAGAGAAGGGAGAUCAAGGGCCGAAAGGUGACGCAGGCGCCCCAGGGCAGCAAGGCCCACCGGGCCGAGCUGGUCAAGCGGGAUCAAAAGGCGACCGAGGGGACCCCGGUCCGCAGGGUCCCCCAGGACCACGAGGUCCCGCCGGCGCACCAGGACUCAAAGGACCAGUGGGUGCAUCUGGACCCCCAGGACCUCAGGGCCCACCAGGGCCACAAGGUACUAAGGGAGGUCCUGGUGCAGAGGGAAAGGACGGACAGCCAGGUCCCCCAGGAGCAAGAGGUCCUCCAGGCGCCAGGGGAGAUGAUGGAAACCCCGGCAGUCCGGGUGAGCCGGGAGAGCCUGGGCCUCGUGGAUUCAGUGGAUCUGAUGGCGAUCCUGGUGACAAGGGUGACACUGGUCCACUGGGUCCCCCAGGGGUGGCAGGUCCUCCUGGCCCUCCGGGACCAAGAGGGGACAGGGGACCGGUCGGCGAAAGAGGAACCCCCGGUUCUCCGGGUGAUCCAGGACCGCAAGGAUUGCCGGGACUUCAAGGACCGCGCGGAAACACUGGUCCAAAAGGAGAGAAAGGGUUGCAAGGAUCCCAGGGAGAAAAAGGAGACAAGGGAUGGCCUGGUUUCUUCGGUCCUACGGGAGUUGCUGGCCCAUCUGGUGAUAAGGGUGACGUUGGUCCUCCCGGACCCCAGGGUUUCCCAGGACCCAAAGGUGACAGAGGUGAGGACGGGGACGACGGACCUGCCGGACCACCAGGGCCGUCAGGGCCUAGGGGAAGCACUGGUCUACAGGGUACCAAGGGAGAUAGAGGACCACAAGGAGAAAGGGGUGACCAAGGCACUCAAGGACCUCCAGGCCCACCGGGACCUCCAGGAGACAUCAGUUCAUUCCUAAGCAGUGGCUACUUUGUGCCCGGCCGCGUAGAAGUUGGUGCGGACAAAGGAAACACCAGAAAGAGAAGAUCUGUGGAUUCAACACACGACACAGACUCUCAGGGACUGAUCCAGUCGCUCAAGGAUGAAAUCGAGAGUAUUAAACGACCAAGUGGAACAAAAGCUAACCCUGCACGAAGUUGUAAAGAUCUGCACUUAUGUCAUGGCGACUUGAAAGACGGUUUGUACUGGAUUGAUCCAAACCAUGGCUGUAUCGAAGAUGCUAUUCAAGUGCACUGCAACUUUACUGCUGGCGGACAAACCUGUAUUUCUCCUGAUGUCAACACUAAGCGCGCUGCUAACAAAAAGUGGAAGAAACUCACCGGAUCUGAGUGGUUUAGCGAAUAUGAAGAUGGUUAUGAGAUCUCGUAUACGGGUGUUGGUAAGACGCAAUUGAAUUUCUUGCGGUUACUUAGCGAGAAAGCGACGCAAACAUUCGACCUGACUUGCAAAGGAUCUCAAGGGUGCUUCGACAGUAAGAGUAACGCGCUGGAGAAGGCCAUCAGACUACAAGGAGCUAAUGAUGGCAUCCUUUCUUACAUGAAAAACGAUCCAACCGUCAAGAUUACAAAGGUCCGAACAGACUGGAAAGCAGUUGUUCACGUAGAAACCGAAGACCUCAAUCAAAUGCCCAUAGUGGACUUCGCCCCUGGAGAAUUUCUUACUUCCAAUGAAUUUGGUUUUGAAGUUGGACCUAUUUGUUUUAGUUAGUUCUUGUUGUAACUCAGUGUCUUUCCUCUUUAAAUUAACUCUCGAGUGAAACUAUUAAAUAAGAUGUUCCUCUGAAAGGUAUAUGGUUCUGCGUAGUGUUGUAGUUUUUAUCCUGUUCAAAUAAAAGUCGUCAUAGAAUUUCCUUAGUUUACCAAUGAAACACCAGAGACAAAUAAUCAUAAUAAAGUGUCAUCCGUGUACAAUAUCUGUUAUUAGCGUUUCGUUAAGGCUAAACACAGGAAAAUAUGAAUAAAAAAUGGAGAGAAAGACUCUGGUUGAAACGCGCGGAAUUAUAUUCAGUAGUAAAUGCCUCAUUGGCGCUUGGGUGUUUGUUUUAAAUUCUCGCGUAUUGUUUGAAGUUGCGAGACGAAGAGGAACCUUUGAGGAAAAGAUUUCUAAAAAUGACUAAGUCAGAUUUCAUUAAACUUUGUAAUAUUUUGUUGA
Pocillopora verrucosa is the source of this 5408-nucleotide messenger RNA. The record is from RefSeq and is a predicted model, not a curated record. Lineage: Eukaryota; Metazoa; Cnidaria; Anthozoa; Scleractinia; Pocilloporidae.